Molecule: messenger RNA, 1647 nt
Organism: Aspergillus alliaceus
Lineage: Eukaryota; Fungi; Ascomycota; Eurotiomycetes; Eurotiales; Aspergillaceae
Product: allantoate permease family MFS transporter
Exons: 4
Coding region: 98-1564 (488 amino acids)
Biological process (GO): transmembrane transport
Cellular component (GO): membrane
Molecular function (GO): transmembrane transporter activity
Source: RefSeq, a predicted model, not a curated record
AGUAGUUUUGGCGUGGGAGUCCAACUAUAGUACCCUUUUUUUGUACACCUCCUACGACGAACCGGGGAUUUGAUAGAUACAGGGUCGAUUCAUUUCGAUGGCCUCAAUGUCGAUUGACCAGAAGGAUAUUCCAUUGGAGAAUAAAAAUGAUCGCAAGACCUCCGUGGAGGAAUCGGGCCUCGGCGAUGUCAACGAUGUUGUGCUCGACCCAAAGAAGGAGAAGAAGCUCCUUAUGAAGCUCGAUAUAGCUUUUGUGCCCAUUAUUAUGUUGACUUACCUAUCGUGCUUUUUGGAUCGCACGAAUAUAGGUAAUGUCAAAGUCGCUGGAAUGCCCGAGGAUAUUGGCGCCUCCGAGACUCAGUUCUCCACCGCCGUGUCUAUUUUCUAUGUAACAUAUGUGCUUCUCGAAUCACCUUGGGCUGUGUUGAUGAAAAAGCUCACCCCUCGCAAUAUCCUUACUGGACUGUGCAUCGUCUGGUCUCUCGCGACGAUUUUUACGGGAUUCGUGCAGAAUGUCGCUGCGCUCUACGCCACAAGGUUGAUUCUAGGUGCUUGUGAGGCGGGGCUUUUCCCUUGCCUAAACCUGUACCUGACAAUGGUCUACCGACGAGAAGAGCAGGCGAAGCGCGUCUCCUAUCUUUUCAGCUGUGCAGCUAUCUCCGGUGCGGUCGGGGGCUUACUGGCCUAUGCACUGCUGCAUAUGGAUGGAAUAGGAGGAAAGGCCGGAUGGAGAUGGGUCUACAUCAUCGAAGGCCUUUUCAGCAUCCUCUGCGCUAUCCUCAUCUGGUUCGGUCUCCCCAAUAACCCAGCAGAGUCCUACUUCCUCACGGCGGAAGAAAAAUGGAUGAUGCGUGUCCGCAACGAACAACGCCGCAAAUAUAUUGGCAGCGAUAAGUUCAGCUGGGAAGAAAUGUGGCUCGCAUUGCGCGAUCCCAAGCUGGCCUUCAGCGCCGUCACGCAAUUCUGCCAAGAUAUUCUCCUCUACGGUUUCAGCACGUUCCUGCCGACCAUCCUAAAGAGUCUCGGGUAUAAUUCGUUAAUGAGUAACGUGUUGACCGUACCGGUUUAUAUCUGGGCUGCGAUUGUAUUUAUUGCGGUGGCUUAUUGUGCGGAUCGGUUCUCGCGGUUUGCUUCCUACAUCCUCAUUGCCAACAUCUUCGGCAUAAUAGGCUACAUCCUCCUCCUAGCCGUCUCCAGUGACCCUGUCAAAUACUUCGCCACCUACCUCUGCGCCAUCGCCUGCUACACCGGCGUCGGCCUAAACGUCGCCUGGCUUAACGUGAAUGUCGCCCCCCAAUACCGCCGAGCCCUCGAGAUCGGCCUCCAACAGACCAUCGGAAACUGCGCCGGCAUCGUCGCAGGCCAAGUCUACCGCCAGUCCCCUUACGUCCUGGGCAAUGCUUUCUCUCUGGGCUCACUCGUCGUAGCACAGGUUGUAGUCGCUGCACACGCGAUGUAUCUGAAGAAAGAGAAUGCCGAGAAGGAGCGGAUCAUUGACGGGAAGGAGGAUACGCGGCGAGUCAGGACGGGUGACGCGGAUGUGGAGUUUAAGUAUCACUACUAGUUACUUAGUUUUAUUCUAUUCGAGUUCCAAUGGUUCAGGGGCAAGAAUCCUAGAUUGGUUAUGUCAUGGAAGCAACCUUUUCU